AUGACCUCGCGCGUCUUCUCUCCCUCAUCCGCCUCCGCCUCCGGCUCUACUCGUCGCCCGUCCAUCUCAGCCCGGCGACUUACCAGGCGACUCUCGUCCCUGUCAGGCCUCGAAAAUGGCGAGGCUCCUCCCCUAGUUGCACCCGUGGCGCAGGCUAUCACAGAAGAGAUUGCAGAGAUAAAAAGAUAUGAAGAUUUCACCACCAUUGACUGGGUCCAAGAUGCCGCCCAAGAACAACUGCGGCGUCGCACCCGGCGGAGAGAGACAAAGUUCUUUGAACGGGACGGUGUCUUGGGUUGGCGGCGCAAGCUGUGGGAGUCCUAUGAUGCUGCGCAGGCAUGGAUCGUCAUUACGCUGGUUGGCAUUGUCAUUGGCCUCAAUGCCGCCGCGCUGAACAUCAUCACUGAGUGGUUGUCCGAUAUCAAAAUGGGCUAUUGCACGACCGCCUGGUAUCUCAAUGAAGGCUUCUGCUGUUACGGCUCCGAGGAGGGCUGUGACGAGUGGCACAGAUGGACUUCGGUCACCAUUGUCAAUUACUUCAUCUAUGCCAUUUUCGCCGUGCUGCUGGCCUUCGUUUCUGCCUACUUGGUCAAGUCCUACGCUCCUUAUGCUGCCGGUUCCGGCAUCUCCGAGAUCAAGUGCAUCAUUGCAGGCUUCGUCAUGAAGGGCUUUCUAGGGUUCUGGACCUUUUUCAUCAAGUCCAUCUGCCUCCCUCUGGCUAUCGCUUCUGGCCUCUCGGUGGGCAAAGAGGGCCCGAGUGUACAUUACGCUGUCUGCGUGGGAAAUGUCAUUUCUCGAUUCUUCGGCAAGUACAAACGAAGCGCCUCCAAGACCCGCGAGAUCUUGACAGCAACCGCCGGAGCUGGAGUGGCCGUCGCGUUCGGCAGUCCGAUUGGUGGUGUGCUGUUCUCCCUCGAGGAGAUGGCAUCUUAUUUCCCGCUCAAGACCUUGUGGAGGAGCUAUUUCUGCGCCCUUGUUGCGACUGCCGUGUUGAGUGCAAUGAAUCCCUUCCGCACUGGUCAGCUGGUCAUGUUCUCCGUCAAGUACGACAGAGACUGGCACUUUUUCGAGGUCUUCUUCUACAUCAUCCUGGGCAUCUUCGGUGGGCUUUACGGAGCCUUCGUGAUAAAGUGGAACCUCAAAGCUCAAGCAUUCCGAAAGAAAUACUUGUCCAAGUACGCCAUCCCAGAAGCUGUGAUUCUGGCUGGUGCCACGGCGCUUCUUUGCUACCCCAACAUGUUCCUCAGAAUAGACAUGACCGAGAUGAUGGAGAUGUUGUUCCGCGAAUGCGAGGGUGACUACGACUAUAACGGACUCUGCGAGGCAAAGAAUCGACUCUCCCUUAUUGGUUCUUUGCUGGUUGCAACUCUCUUGCGCAUAUUCCUUGUUAUCAUUUCCUAUGGGUGCAAAGUGCCCGCGGGUAUAUUCGUGCCGUCUAUGGCGAUUGGAGCCUCCUUUGGCCGCAUGUUGGGCAUGAUGGUACAAUGGCUGUAUGAGACUUUUCCGGAUUCAAAGUUCUUCUCCGCCUGCCAGCCCGACGUGCCAUGCAUCACCCCGGGCACAUACGCCUUUUUAGGGGCGGGUGCAGCACUGAGUGGGAUUAUGCAUCUGACAAUUUCGGUCACUGUCAUCAUGUUUGAGCUUACCGGGGCGUUGACAUAUAUACUUCCGACCAUGAUUGUGGUCGGUGUCACUAAGGCCGUGGGGGACCGAUUCAGUAAGUCGGGUAUCGCAGACCGGAUGAUCUCUUUCAGCGGCUUUCCGUUCCUCGACAACAAAGAAGAGCAUUCCUUUGGGGUGUCAGUGUCCCAGGUCAUGACCAGUAAUAUUACGAUACUUCCUGCGACCGGAAUGGAGGUCAAGGCUGUGGCGAAACUACUCGAUGACACAUCCUACUCGGGAUUUCCAAUCGUGGAAGACAAGGAUUCGAAAAUCCUCGUGGGCUAUAUCGGGAGGACUGAGCUCCAAUUCGCCAUCGAUCGCGCAAAAAGACAGGACGCGUUAGCCUCAGAUGCCAAAUGUAUCUUUGCGACUGAGCGAGAGGAUGGUACUGAAACACCAACCCCGCUCAGUCCGACUGUCACUCUGGACUCGGCGACGGUACGCAGCGUGGACUUUAGCCCGUUUGUCGAUGCGACUCCUAUAACCGUCCAUCCGCGCUUACCGCUUGAGACAGUGCUGGAGAUUUUCAAGAAGAUGGGUCCACGGGUGAUCCUCGUCGAUCAUCAUGGUCGUCUCGAAGGGUUGGUUACUGUCAAAGACUGCCUGAAGUACCAAGUCAAGGUCGAGGCACAAGAGCAUUCGGCGGCUGCGAGGGACGAGUCAGCAAUACAGCAGGAGAGAUUCGUCGAUGUCCUCGGGAGGAUUGGUGAGUACAUUGCGGAUAAGAUCAACGAUCUUUCACGUGGUCGACUGAAACUCAGUCCGCGGACUGUCAGUGGAUGGACGAGAGUGGUCGGAGACGAUAGACGUGGCAAUUUUGCAGAUGAUUACAGCCAUGAAAACGACAUAUUGGAUGGGACUGAAGAUGUGCCUGAACAUGGUCAGGAAGGCGUCGAACUAGAUACGAGAUAA
Molecule: messenger RNA, 2574 nt
Organism: Fonsecaea nubica
Lineage: Eukaryota; Fungi; Ascomycota; Eurotiomycetes; Chaetothyriales; Herpotrichiellaceae
Exons: 1
Coding region: 1-2574 (857 amino acids)
Biological process (GO): intracellular copper ion homeostasis; chloride transport; intracellular iron ion homeostasis
Cellular component (GO): fungal-type vacuole; endoplasmic reticulum; early endosome
Molecular function (GO): voltage-gated chloride channel activity
Source: RefSeq, a predicted model, not a curated record